GAAUUUUUUUUAACAUUCAUCUUUGUUCUCUCUUUCUCAGCUUUGGCAGUUGGCACGAGCCUAGUCAUUGUCGUGCAGCUAUUCCGUCUCUCUUCCCUAAAACCUAAUAAAACGUUAGUCUAAGACGAUAGACUAAUAUAGUACUAAAAUGUAGCUUAUCAAAUAUCAACAUACUUCUUAUAAUUUUUGUUAAAUUUUUUAAAAUCUUUUGGGUAGAGGAGGAAGCAAAGAACAAAACAAGGCUAAUUUUUUUUUCUUUUUUACCAAGGCUAAGUUAGUGAACACUCUCAUGGGUCGUGGCAGGGCUGGAGAUACGUAUGAGCACAUUCAUCCUCGGUUUUGCGUAUGUGAAGCUUUGUGAUUUCAUUUUUACACACAAAAAACAUUUAUUUAUCCAUUACAAGUUUGUAAGUUGCAUGUAAUAUUGGAUAUUUCUUCUGUAUAUAAUUUCUUUUUAUAUGACAAACUAUAUUACCGUUAACCUUUUAAAUGAAAAAACUGCCCUUUUGGGCAUGAUGAUGAUGACUCAUGUUGAUUGAUGUAGUAAUCGAAUUGUUGGGAUCAUGACUUGGAAAACCAGAUAUGGAUUGAGCUCUUUUCUCAGGAUCUUUUGGGCUUUGGGCUAGCCUUUCAAUUUUGUUAAAAGCAAAAGGUUGGUGUUUUAAGGUAAUGAAAACAUUAAAAUGAGAAGUAUGAGAUAACAAUUAGGAAUGAACUGCUCAUGCUUUAAUAGUUAGUGAUUACUAGAAACACAAUAGAAACUAAACCUAAUUCAAUAAAAAGGACCGGUAUGGAGAAGACCAAGGCGUUAUGGCUUACAGUAAAAGUCUGACUGGUAUAACCACAACAGCUGCGGGAGCUUGCGGAUGCAGGUAGUUGCGGUUUUAAGAGAUUUGUACGACUAGUACUGCGAUUAGAAAUUGGUGCGUUUGCGAGAUACUUAUGACUGAUUAGCCACCAAAUACAACAGUGGUUAAAUAAUAAAUUAACAAUAUUUAUAUUUUAUAUAAUUAUAAAAAUAUUAAACAUCAUAAUAUUAUAUAAAUAUAAAAUUAUAUUUUUAAAAUUAUAUUUUUAAAUUUUUAAAAAUUAUAAAAAUAUUUUAUUUUAAAAAUUUAUAAUAAAAAUUAAAAUAUAAUAGAUAUAUUUUUAGUAUUUCUAUUAUUUUAAUUUAAAAUUUUUAUUUUUAUUUUUAUUUUUGUAUUUUUUAUUGUUUUUAAAAAACAAAAAAAAAACAAAUUUUAUCCUCCUGCAACCGUAAACGCUAGCUGGAACCAACUUUUGAAUUUAAGAGGUUUAAAAUGGUUUGAAUAAGCGAUUUAGAGCGGUUUGAGUGAUUGUUACAAAACGCCAAUAAUAACUACUAACCGUAAAAGCUGCGUUUGCGGGUGGUAGCGGAAAAACCAGUCAUGCCCUAAAUAAUUCCUAACAUUUUAAAUCAAGAAAACCUGUUACCAAUUAUUGUUUGGUUGUUUGAUUUAAAAUCAACUCACAAAUUUGAUUCAAAUGAUACAGUGUCACUUUAGCAUAUAUUUCAAUUCUAACAACCAUAAUAAAUGCAAAUGGAUUAAUUUUCUUAAAUUAAUCAAAUUUUAAUUAAAUCACAAAUAAUAUUUCUGCAAGAUUUUAAGAUUUUUUUUGGUUUUUUGUUCAUUCUAUAUUAUUUACGUAUUCAUCACCAUAUUGUCAUAAUUUUUUUUUACUGAUAUAAAAACUACACAAUGAAAAGACUUUCCUAGCAAUAUACAUGGAUCAUAAACUCGUUAAACCCAACUUUGAGGAACUAAAUAUAGUUUUAUAUGUUGUUAUUUGGUCAAAGAACAAAAAUGGACAAACAUAUCUAUUUAUGGUACUGUUUACAAAUAUCUUUAGUCAUGACUAGAGACCAAAUCAAUAGUUGUAAUUAGCUAUACUCCUAAAAAUAGCUAUACUCCUAAACAUAGAUGGGUGCUUGUAUUUUAAUCCAAUCGAAAUUUGUCAAAAUUUAUCGUAAAUCAAAUUAAUGUGUGAUAUUUGAAAAAAAAAACGAUGAAUCUAUAAGAGAAAAGUGACAUCUUAAAUCUCAAAAACAUUAAAAGAAUCAUAUUGAACACGUCUAGUUACAGUAAUCCAUGAUCUGGUCAAAAUGAUCUAAAAUUAGUUUAGUGUUCUAUUUGUGGUAAUGUAGAUAAAUAUCUUAGCCAUGACCAAAUCAAUAGUUCCCAGAUUCGCAAACUCUACUCCUUAAGAUAGAUGGGUGUUUGUUCUGUACCAUUAUUAUACAAGCUAGUCAAAUGUUAUCAAUACAUUUGUUAGUAAUUAGUAUGUAUUAAAUAAUUAAAAUAAAAUAAAAAUGAUUAUCUUGAAUGCAUUAAAUUUUAUUUGAUAUGUAAUCAUGAUUAAGUUUUAACCAACAAAUUAAGAUUUUUUGUAAAACUUUAAAAUAUUAAAUUAUGUGACUUCCUUAUAACCAUUCUAUAUAUAAUAAUUUUUUUUUGAGAAAAUAUAUAUAGUUAUUUAACUUCUAAAACCAGUAUAAUAUCAUAUUAAUAUUGUUUAUUAUUCAUAAAUAUUUUGAUAUUAUAUAUGUUAAUAUAUUUUUAAAUAAUACAUUCCAAGAGGUACGUUUUCAUUAAAAAAUGUUAUCAAUAUCUUAGAUCAUUUGUAUUAUUUCUAUAAUCUAAAAUUAUAACAAAUACGAAAAUAUUAUGGUCUAAGGGUUUAUAAAAAAUUUUGGUUUGUUACACCUUUCAGUUUUUUUUUGUGUGUUAUAGAACUAUAUGAAUCAUCUAGUUACAGACUCAUUGAGACAUAUUAUUUCAUCCUGAUUUUUUUAUGGUGUAUAAAAAAGCAACUACUACUGUGAAAGAGACAUCAUCAUCCUGAAAUAUGAGACUAUAAAACACACACAAACAAGUAAAAAUACAAGAGAAGAAAGAAAAUUGUAAGUCUUUUCAUAUUAAAAAUAAAUAAUUAAGUCAUUUUCUCAUCUAUAAAUACCUUAGACACACUCUUCACAUCGAAUCGAUUUUCCCCUCACCAAUCCUCUCGAUCAUUGGAGGAAACUAAAAGGAAAAAAAAAAUCGACAUAAGAAUAAAAACAAUUUCCCUUAAAAAUAAGGAAAUGAUAAACUUUGAAGAAAAUAUACAAAACACAAUCUCUCUCACUUAAAGCCCCUAGACAAUCUAAUCCUCCCAUUAUUCUUUUAAGGAUCGGUGAUUCUCUAAAAAGGUAAACGCACGAGCAUGGCGGCCGCGGUUGCGACGGGGGUUGCACCGUCGACAAUGAUUGAUCAAGUUCCGAGUCCGACGGCGGCUCAGACUUCGGUUCAGGUUUCGGUUUCGGUACCGGUUCAAUCUCCAGUGGUUGCGGCUGAUCAAACGCAUCCGAAUUCAUCGCUCUACGUGGGAGAUCUAGACCCGAGAGUGGCCGAAGCACAUCUGUUCGAUCUGUUCAAACAUAUCGCUAGUGUUGUCUCGGUCCGAGUCUGUCGCGAUCAGAACCGUCGAUCUUUGGGAUAUGCCUACAUCAAUUUCAGUAACCCUAAUGAUGCUAUCCGCGCAAUGGAGGCCUUGAACUACACUCCCCUCUUCGACAGGCCCAUCAGGAUCAUGCUCUCGAACCGUGACCCCAGCACGCGAAAGAGCGGCAAAGGUAACAUUUUUAUCAAAAGCCUAGACGCCUCUAUCGACAACAAGGCCUUGUUCGAAACCUUUUCGAGUUUCGGAACCAUCCUCUCAUGCAAAGUUGCAACUGACGUGACCGGACAGUCCAAGGGAUACGGGUUCGUCCAGUUCGAGAAGGAGGAAUCUGCUCAAGCAGCAAUUGACAAACUAAACGGAAUGCUAAUGAACGACAAGCAAGUAUACGUGGCACACUUCAUCAGACGCCAAGAACGCUCUCGGGAAGAAAACGCCCCUACGCCGCGUUUCACUAACGUGUACGUCAAGAAUCUCCCCAAGGAGAUUGGUGAGGACGAGCUAAGGAAGACGUUUGGUAAAUUUGGAUCGAUUUCGAGCGCGGUUGUGAUGAGGGACCAGAGUGGAAACUCGAGGUGUUUCGGGUUUGUCAACUUUGAGUGUGCCGAAGCAGCGGCGCAAGCCGUUGAGAAGAUGAAUGGGAUUAGCUUAGGGGAUGAUGUGUUGUUCGUUGGGAGGGCGCAGAAGAAGUCUGAGAGAGAGCAAGAGCUGAGAAGGAAGUUUGAGGAAGAGAGGAUGAACCGGUUUGAGAAAUCUCAAGGAGCAAAUCUGUAUUUGAAGAAUCUUGAUGAUAGCGUUGAUGAUGAGAAACUCAAGGAGAUGUUCUCUGAGUUUGGAAAUGUAACCUCUUCCAAGGUUAUGGUUAAUCCACAAGGAAUAAGCAGAGGGUUUGGUUUUGUUGCUUAUUCCAAUCCUGAAGAAGCUUCAAGAGCCCUGAAUGAAAUGAACGGGAAGAUGAUAGGAAGGAAACCACUUUACAUAGCUCUUGCGCAGCGCAAAGAAGAUAGACAAGCACAUUUACAGGCGCUGUUUUCACAGAUUAGAGCACCAGAGUCAAUGCAAUCUCCAAUGACGGGGUUUAAUCACCCACGAGGUGGACCAAUGCAUGGUCCACCUCAGCACAUGUACGUAGGCCAGAAUGGGCGUUCAAGCAUGGUCCCAUCCCAGCCCAUGGGAUAUGGAUUCCAGCCUCAGUUCAUGCCCGGGAUGCGUCCAGGUUCUGGCCCAGGCAACUUCAUCAUGCCUUAUCCUCUUCAGAGACAACCUCAGGCCGGUCAUAGAAUGGGAUUUGGGCGCGGUGCUACUAACAUGCCACAUCACAUCCAACAACAGCAACAACUUAUACACCAUAACCCGAGCCCGGGAAUGAGAUACAUGAAUGGUGCGGGUAACGGGAGGAACGGAUUGGAAUUGAGUGUUUCACAAGGAACGUUGCCUCCAGUCAUGCCUUUGCCAAUUGAUGCUUCUUCAAUUGGUAUUGUUGCUCCUCAAAAUCACCAGAAAGCUCCUCUACUUCCAAUCUCUAAGCUCACUUCUCUCUUAGCUUCUGCAAGUCCAGCUGAUCGCACACGGAUGCUCGGAGAGCGACUAUACCCACUUGUGGAAAGGCAGGAACCACUUCACGUGGCUAAAGUGACAGGAAUGUUGUUGGAGAUGGAUCAGGCCGAGAUAUUGCACCUGAUGGAGUCACCAGAGGCACUCAAGUCUAAAGUUUCUGAGGCAUUAGAUGUUCUCAGGCUUUCUGCUGAUGCACCUGAUCAUGAUCUUGGUUUCUCUACCAUCGACUGAAAUCUCCACCUUCUUUUUUAUUUUCCUAGUUUUAUACUAUGGAGUCUUUCUUUAGUCUUUUUAGCAACUUUCUAUUUAUUAAAACUUAUGGUUUUGAGUCUUUUAACUUAAUAUUUGGUCCAUUCACUGAAUCACAACAAGAAUCUACUUCAAUUAGUUUA
Molecule: messenger RNA, 5408 nt
Organism: Brassica rapa (field mustard)
Lineage: Eukaryota; Viridiplantae; Streptophyta; Magnoliopsida; Brassicales; Brassicaceae
Product: polyadenylate-binding protein 3
Molecular function (GO): RNA binding
Source: RefSeq, a predicted model, not a curated record